CAAUUGUUCGAUUUCACUGGGCAGACCGUAGUCCAAAUGCUAGUAGUGCCAUUCGGAUCCCUGUCGAUUCCAUCACAGUCGUCCGAUCGGUGCCGGGCCAGCGGACCACGAUAAUAAUAAGACCGAUGCCUUAAAACGUAGCGCAGUGAUCGUUGUUGUGAUAUUUUCUGGAAAUUUCUAAUCAAAAUUUACGUGCAAAAUAAUGGACUCGUGGUUGUCGGUGGACGUGUCGGCCAACGCCUUGACCAGGGACAGCCGAGGCUCCGUCCGAGGAGCGAAAACGUUUAGGUGCAGUUCAGUGCCGGCUAUGUGACGGAGUCGAAAAACAUUUUUUUACUUAACACGCGGCGUUUAUUUUUCCGAUUUGCCUGGAACUUUCGAGACAAUAUUAUAUUAUGGAUAUAUCGUCAGACGUUUGGGGACAGUUAGCAUUAGAAGCUUCUCAGGUGUACAUUGAUGACGGUUCGGGAGGACCUGCCAAGAGUCCGUACUUCGCAACGACAAUUGAAAAGUUACCGGACAAAGUGUUGUUGAACAUAUUUUCGUACUUGAGCCACAAACAAAUAUGUAGCGUUGCUCGAGUUAGUAGAAAAUGGCGCACUAUAGCUUACAACACAUCUCUUUGGUACAGCGUGUCUCUGAGACCUGAGGUGUCAGGACUCCACGUCACGUCUUUAGAUUUCCUGUUGUCUUUAAUAAGCGUGAGAUUCGGCUCUUCGUUGCGGUAUAUCGAACUGCCCAUCGAGCUCAUAACGCACACGGUACUGCACGAGCUGGCCAACAAAUGUCCUAAUCUCACUCACAUGCUUCUCGACUUUUCCACCGCCAUGCAGCUGCACGAUUUCAGCGAGCUCCAAGCAUUCCCGACCAAACUGAAGUACCUUUGCGUUUGCCUGUCCGAAGUUAUCUUCAUGGAAGGGUUCAUGCGGAAGAUUUACAACUUUAUCAACGGACUGGAAAUACUGCAUUUAAUAGGAACUUACGAAAAAGUCGAAGAAGAGGAGGAAGAGAUCUACGAGGUGAUAAACGUGCACAAACUCAAAUCGGCCACUCCCAACUUGAGGGUAAUUAAUCUCUACGGUAUUAACUUUGUGGACGACAGCCAUAUAGACGCGUUCAGCUCGAAUUGUAUACAGCUGGAGUGUCUGGCCGUCAAUUACUGCGCCAAGGUGACAGGUUCCACGAUGAAGACCUUGUUUCAGAGGAGCAAACGGCUCAGGUGUCUUCUCAUGAAUCAAACGAAUCUAAUCAGCGAAUACGUGAUGCAAGUGGACUGGGAAAAGUCUUCGAUCCAAGAGCUGGAUGUGAGUGCCACAGAUCUUUCGACCGAGUGCCUAAUAGACAUGUUGGUCCGGAUACCUAACCUUAAGUUCUUAAGCGCCGGUCAGAUAAACGGGUUCAACGACACUGUGCUGAGCGCGUUCAUGGAACAGGGAAACGCCAGGAGUUUGAUCGCCCUAAACUUGGACUACUCGGAUAACUUGACGGACGAAGGGCUGUACAAGUUUUUGUCCCGACACGGCCAUCAGCUUCAGGGCCUCUCGCUGGCUGGAAUGCCGCACAUCACUGAUCAAUUGUGGAACACUGUACUGCCCGUGCUCACCAACGUCAAGAUAAUGGUAAUGGGUACCCAAGAAAGAUUGGCCGGUAACAUACUGGUGGAUCAGCUCAUGGACGGCAUUGCAACGAACUGUCCGAAACUGGAAAGACUGGAGCUGAAAUGGGACCCGGACAACUUGAGGUUCUCCGACAAAAGUCAAAAAGCCAUAGACAUAUUUCGAGUCAAAUGUCUAAAGCUUCGGUGUCUGGUUUUAAGUGAUGGGAGAUAUUACGAAAUAGUGAAAGCCAACUUCGAGAGAGCAGACCGUUUAACUGUGGUCAGGACCACUACGUGCUGUAGCGUGUCCAACUAUUACCUGCUGCACAACUACAAAGAUUUGAUAUUCAAUUAGCCUUUGAGUGUACGAUAUACGAAUAAGAUAUGAAUGUAAAAUUAAGUACAAUUUAAUAUAAGUUAUUGUGACUAUAUUA
Molecule: messenger RNA, 2031 nt
Organism: Adelges cooleyi (spruce gall adelgid)
Lineage: Eukaryota; Metazoa; Arthropoda; Insecta; Hemiptera; Adelgidae
Gene: FipoQ
Product: F-box/LRR-repeat protein 2
Exons: 9
Coding region: 396-1952 (518 amino acids)
Biological process (GO): SCF-dependent proteasomal ubiquitin-dependent protein catabolic process; positive regulation of protein ubiquitination
Cellular component (GO): SCF ubiquitin ligase complex
Molecular function (GO): protein binding
Source: RefSeq, a predicted model, not a curated record